This is a messenger RNA of Solea senegalensis (Senegalese sole), 4470 nucleotides long. It is a transcript of the gene gphnb, whose product is annotated as gephyrin b. Gene Ontology annotation, molecular function: molybdopterin molybdotransferase activity. NCBI's taxonomy places the organism in Eukaryota, Metazoa, Chordata, Actinopteri, Pleuronectiformes, Soleidae. Gene Ontology annotation, biological process: establishment of synaptic specificity at neuromuscular junction; postsynaptic neurotransmitter receptor diffusion trapping; gamma-aminobutyric acid receptor clustering. The transcript has 25 exons. Bases 190 to 2559 code for a protein of 789 amino acids. The record is from RefSeq and is a predicted model, not a curated record. Gene Ontology annotation, cellular component: postsynaptic specialization; cytoplasm; cytosol.
AAGGAAUCGUUGUAUCGUGAUAUUAUUGGUGUCGUGGACGAUGUAUCGUGAGGUAACUUGUGAUUCCGACCCCUUCUAGUCAGUACAUAAGGACAAAGAAAUGAACUGCACAUCAACGCCAACGUGCGGUCAUUGCGGUCAAUUCACUCGUGCUGUGGCAGGAAGCCAGAGAAUCAGCGUCUUUGUCCCAUGAGCGACAGCUGUUUUCGGAACCUAGCAGAGGACCGCAGUGGCAUCAACCUCAAAGAUCUGGUACACGACCCCUCCCUGUUGGGAGGGAUGAUCUCAGCUUACAAGAUAGUACCAGAUGAGAUAGAUGAAAUCAAGGAGACGCUGGUGGAUUGGUGCGAUGAAAAGGAACUUAACCUCAUCCUGACCACCGGAGGCACAGGCUUCGCGCCGAGAGACGUCACGCCAGAGGCCACUAAAGAGGUGAUAGAGCGCGAGGCUCCGGGGAUGUCUUUGGCAAUGCUGAUGGGAUCCCUUAAUGUCACACCGCUAGGCAUGCUUUCCAGACCAGUGUGUGGGAUCAGAGGGAAGACGCUCAUCAUCAACUUACCAGGAAGCAAGAAAGGCUCCCAGGAAUGCUUCCAGUUCAUCUUGCCAGCGUUGCCGCACGCCAUCGACCUUCUCCGCGACGCGGUGGUGAAAGUAAAGGAGGCGGCGGACGAGCUGGAGGACCUGCCGUCGCCGCCGCCGCCCCUCUCGCCGCCGCCCAACAGCUCGCCGCGCCGCCAGACGGAGGACAAGGGCGUGCAGUGCGAGGAGGAGGACGAGGAGAAGAAGGACAGCGGCGUAGCGUCCACCGAGGACAGCUCCUCCUCCCACAUCACAGCCGCAUCCAUCGCCGCCAAGAUCCCAGACUCCAUUAUCUCGCGGGGUGUGCAGGUGUUGCCUCGGGAUACAGCCUCCCUCAGCACCACGCCCUCGGAGUCGCCCCGCGCCCAGGCCACCUCCCGCCUCUCUACAGCUUCCUGUCCCACCCCGAAAGCGCGGCUCCCCUCCUGUUCAUCCACCCUAAGCAUUGCUGAGGCCUCACGGAGAGAAUUCAGGGCUCACCUGGAUGAGGUCAUCACGCUCAAGUCAAGGUACUCUACCUUGGACCAGCUCCAGUGUAGGUUGGAGGGGCUUAAAGAUGAUCGCAGGAGGACCUUCAGCUCUCGAGUGCAGUCACGAUGCAGCAGCAAAGAAAACAUCCUAAGAUCAAGUCACAGUGCAGUGGACAUCACUAAGGUGGCCCGAAGGCACCGCAUGUCCCCCUUCCCCCUCACCUCCAUGGAUAAGGCCUUCAUCACUGUGCUGGAGAUGACCGCCGUCCUGGGCACUGAGAUCAUUAACUACAGAGAUGGGAUGGGUCGAGUCCUGGCUCAGGACGUUUAUGCCAAAGACAACCUGCCACCUUUCCCUGCCUCUGUUAAGGAUGGUUAUGCUGUGAGAGCGGCUGAUGGCCCAGGCGACCGCUUCAUCAUCGGUGAAUCCCAGGCUGGAGAGCAGCCCACUCACACAGUGAUGCCUGGUCAGGUGAUGAGGGUAACGACAGGUGCUCCUAUCCCCUGUGGGGCCGACGCUGUCGUCCAGGUGGAAGACACUGAGCUCCUGCGCGAGUCUGAAGACGUAAGUGUGGAUUUUCACCCAACAUACAGACAACAAGGCACAGAGGAGCUGGAGGUACGAAUCCUCGUCCAGGCUCGUCCAGGGCAGGACAUCAGGCCUAUUGGUCACGACAUCAAGCGUGGCGAGUGCGUGUUGGCAAAGGGAACCCACAUGGGCCCGUCUGAAAUCGGUCUCCUGGCCACGGUUGGAGUCACAGAGGUGGAGGUCCAGAAAUUCCCCGUGGUGGCCGUCAUGUCCACGGGAAACGAGUUGUGGAAGCUGCUGAAUCCAGAGGAUGACCUCCAUCCUGGGAAGAUCAGGGACAGCAAUCGUUCCACCCUGCUGGCCACAAUCCAGGAACACGGCUACCCCACCAUCAAUCUGGGCAUCGUGGGAGACAACCCCGAUGACCUUCUCAACGCUCUGAAUGAAGGCAUCAGCCGUGCUGAUGUCAUCAUCACCUCAGGAGGAGUGUCCAUGGGAGAGAAGGACUACCUUAAGCAGGUGAUGGAUAUCGAUCUUCAUGCUCAGAUCCACUUUGGUCGUGUUUUCAUGAAACCAGGUCUCCCAACAACAUUUGCAACCUUGGACAUAGACGGUGCUCGCAAACUAAUCUUUGCCCUCCCAGGUAGAAACCCUGUGUCCGCUGUUGUCACCUGUAAUCUUUUUGUCAUCCCUGCCUUAAGGAAGAUGCAGGGCAUUUUGGACCCUAGGCCUACCAUCAUCAAAGCGAGGUUGUCUUGUGAUGUGAAGUUGGACCCUCGCCCUGAAUACCAUCGCUGCAUUCUGACAUGGCAUCACCAGGAACCACUGCCAUGGGCACAGAGCACAGGGAACCAGGUGAGCAGCAGGCUGAUGAGUAUGCGCAGUGCUAACGGGCUCCUGAUGCUACCUCCAAAAACAGAGCAAUACGUGGAGCUGCACAAGGGCGAGGUGGUUGACGUCAUGGUCAUCGGCCGGCUAUGAUGUCAUCACAGCAGGACGGCGAGCUUGGCGUCAUAUAGCGCGGGUUGGAAUGGGUGGUUCACGGUGCAUGUCCACAUAUCAUUGACUAUUCUGUAAUAUGCAACGGCACAGCUAGUUUUUAUUGAUUUGGAUAACGUUGAGGUAUAGUCAACAUCUCGAUCACAACCUAGAUACAUAUGAAGAAAAAAAUAAUAAUUUAAAAAGAUUAUAGUAUUUCAAACAAAGAAAAAUAUAACUUUUAAAUGAAAAAAUCAAAUUAUAAAAAGAGAUUUAUUCUGUAAUAUAUUAUUAUGAUUAUUCUUCUUAUUAUUAUCAUUAUUAUUCUUAUUAUCAUUAUUAUAUUAAGGCAAAUUUGUUCCUUUCAUUGCAAUUGCUUUGUGUGUUCAAUGCUAGACCUUAUCUAUAGCAGUAGCAUUUUAAUAGACAGCUGUAGGUGCCUGCCAGGACAAAAAAAAAAGAAAAUUAUUAUUUUCUCAUCGUUAGUGGAAAAAAAAAAAUCUGUUUUUUGAAAAAUGAAGAAAACAGUGAGGAAGACCACAGAUUUCCCACAGUGUUCAGCGAAAGAGGAAGAGGGGGCACACGGAGGCCACCUCCUCUUUUGAGCACCCAUCAAGGUGACACUUCUGUUUUUCUCUCAUUAGUAUGCAUCAUAAUGGCUUCACAAAGAGCUUUGCUUGUUGUUUAUCUUGUGAGUCUUGUUUAUGUGCGCAGUGCCAAAUGCCUGGGCAGGGAAGGUGAUGUUGGGAGAGCGAGAUCUGGGGGGGGGGGACAUGCCCCAGUCAGCCCAGAACCCUAAGCUUCCUUAUAUUCACGGUAACCGGGUGUAAACUCUGCCCCAAAUAACCCCCCUCCUCCUCCUCCCCCCUACUGGGGCGAGCCGAACCUGGGAAAAAUAAUCUUUUAUUUGAUCAACUAUUUAAGAAAAAAAAACAACAACAAAAAAAACAGACAAAGAAAAGAAACAGCUUCUUUAAGUGCUGACAGCCUUUUUAACCAACUUCACAAAAAAUGUACAGAGAAAAAAAAAUGAGAACCAUAUUGUACAGAUAUAUGUGACCAGCACUCCUAAGGAAAUUAUUAAGCAAUGAGGAGACAUUGAACAACGCUGUACUAUAACAUUUUCUGUAAUGAUAUGAAACUGAUGAAAGAGACUAAGAUAAUAAAAAUCCUUGACGAUUAUGUAAAAAAAAAAAAAAAACAAGUUCUUGUUGGGUUUCCUUUUUUUUAAUAAAAUAUAUCUAAAGAAAAAGCGGUGACUUUCUUCUUUGGUGCUAAGAUGUGAGGCAGCAUCACCUAAAACUUAAAGACGUGUAUGGAUUUUUUAAUGAAUCAGCAAUGCCCUUACAAAACAACAUCCUAUACAUAUAUAUAUAUAUAUAUAUAUACAUAUAUAUGUGCAUGUGUAUAUCUAUACAUAUAUAUAUAUUUAUCAUUAUAAAAUCAUCAAAAUCAUCAAUCAUUCACAGCUAUGGACAGUUUAGAGCAGGGGCCUCAAACGCAAAAUGACCUGUAGGCCAGUGAACUUCUAGUCUGGUCAGGAGGUGAAAAAAGUCCAACAUUUUAGGCAAAAAUUUACUUUUUAGUGAUUAUAAAUUAAAGUAAUCAAUAAUCUUUAUAUUGCUGAUGGAGGAAGCUGGACUAUGUGCAGAAAAUCCAUGCAGACACAUGGAGAACAUAUCAACUCCACACCAAAGCAGCCCAGUUGCCAAAUUGGUAUAUUCUGGUUUUUCACAGUCUCUACUAUAUAUACUAUUAUAUAUUGUUUCCAAUAUUGUAUAUUCACAUAUGUUAAAAAGCUUGUUUAUUAUUUUUUUUUUUUUAUCUUUUACUUUUACUGUCUUUGUUGGUUUGACACUGUAAAUUUGUGCAAAAUUCCCUCCCCACGCUAAAAUAAACAUAACAUUAAAUACA